Vigna unguiculata (cowpea) is the source of this 969-nucleotide messenger RNA. RefSeq names its product zinc finger protein. The record is from RefSeq and is a predicted model, not a curated record. Lineage: Eukaryota; Viridiplantae; Streptophyta; Magnoliopsida; Fabales; Fabaceae.
CAAAAACUGAUGGCAAGUCGCCACAGACACAUGUCCGCAAGCAGGAAUUGAAAACGUAGAUAGUGGAGAAAAUGCAUGUUCUUAAUUGUUGUAGCUGAAUGCUUGUAGAGUCUGAGACCCACGUUUCUAAAUCGGAACUUGAAAUUCUUUAGCUUCUGAUUCUUCUCCGAUUAAUCUCUUUGGUCAGCCACCGCCUCCCACCGUCACUCAAAAACAUCAUAAGGCAACAGUGACACAUGAGCACCAGUUCUUUUCAAACCUUGUGACAUGAAAGUUGCAAUAACUGUAAGGAAGCUUGGAGGUACCUCUAAUCUUUUGAAGGAAACAAGUAUUAAUAUUUACCGUAUAAUUAUUGCGGGGAAUAGUCAUUUAAUUUGGAUAUGAUGGAGUUCUGUGCUGAAAGUUCCCAUUCAAAUGGGAAACAAACUUUGAAGCAUUCUAAACCUGCAGAUGAAGUGAAAAGAUCCAGUGAAAAGUCUCACAGAAGUUCUCAUUCCAAUGGAAAGCAAAAUUUGAAGCAAACAUCGAAUUUUGUUAAUCAUGCUGCAAUUGCUUGGCAUGAGGAUAGAAGAAAAUGGGUUGGUGAUAGGUCUCAACAUCCACCAAGAAUAGCUAAAGAUCAAAUUAUUAGCUGGUCAACGUCUUAUGAAGAGUUGCUUUCAACUAACGAACCUUUUGCGGAGCCAAUUCCCUUACCUGAGAUGGUGUCCGCGUGCAGUGAUCAUGAUCGUAGAGGGAGACCAUCUAUGUUUUCCACGUUAACCUCAGCAUCUAAUCCUUUUAUAUGUAGAAAUGGUUAAUGGUUAUUAUUAUUUUGCAUCAUUUAUCUAAUGACAAAUUUCAUUAUAUAUGCACACACCCACCAUAAUAAAUAUAUUAUUUGUAUCUCCUGAUCCAUCAGCAAAUAGACAAGUUCAAAUCCAUGUAUUAAAUAGAUGGUUUGAUCAAUGCUACUUUUUCAUUUCUAAA